Bactrocera tryoni is the source of this 1085-nucleotide messenger RNA. RefSeq names its product ras-related protein Rab-2A (gene Rab2). NCBI's taxonomy places the organism in Eukaryota, Metazoa, Arthropoda, Insecta, Diptera, Tephritidae. The transcript has 5 exons. Gene Ontology annotation, cellular component: Golgi apparatus. The record is from RefSeq and is a predicted model, not a curated record. The coding region runs from base 145 to 786 and encodes 213 amino acids. Gene Ontology annotation, molecular function: GTPase activity; GTP binding.
UGAAAAUAAAAAGACAAAGGAUAGGAAAGUGAAAAGACGAUUCUGACUGUAACAUAAAUUGCGUUUCUAUUGUGCGAAAAUUAAGUAAAAUAACUAAUUUUUGUGAUAUUUACAAAUAAGAAAAUCAGGAAUUCAAAAGAGAAAAUGUCGUACGCAUAUUUAUUUAAAUAUAUUAUCAUUGGCGAUACUGGUGUCGGAAAGUCAUGCCUUCUACUUCAGUUCACCGACAAACGCUUCCAACCUGUGCAUGAUUUGACGAUUGGCGUGGAAUUUGGGGCACGCAUGAUUACGAUUGACGGCAAACAAAUCAAACUACAAAUCUGGGACACGGCUGGCCAGGAAGCGUUUAGAUCAAUUACUCGUUCAUAUUACCGUGGAGCAGCCGGAGCUUUGUUGGUGUAUGACAUCACCCGUCGUGAAACCUUUAAUCAUUUGACUACAUGGCUGGAGGAUGCGCGCCAACAUUCGAACUCAAAUAUGGUCAUUAUGCUAAUUGGCAACAAGAGUGAUUUGGAUUCACGACGUGAAGUUAAAAAGGAGGAGGGUGAAGCUUUUGCACGCGAACAUGGUCUAGUAUUUAUGGAAACGUCAGCUCGCACAGCUGCCAAUGUAGAGGAAGCGUUUAUUAAUACAGCGAAAGAGAUUUACGAGAAAAUACAAGAAGGUGUUUUCGAUAUAAACAAUGAGGCAAAUGGCAUUAAGAUUGGACAACAGCAUUCCCCAACGAAUCCCUCACUGCCGGGUGCUGGUAAUCAAGCUGGAUCGGCUAGUAGCGGCUGCUGUUAAGUGGCACUUCACAGCUGCGGCUGAAGUUAGUGAUUUUUUCUAACAUAUACAAAACCAAUAUAACUAUUAACUAGAUAUUUUCCUUACUUCACAAGUUUAUUAUAUUUUUGUUUAAUUUUGUUUAUGUUGUUUUUUAUUUUAAAUCAACUAAAAGUGAAAUGUGUGUAACGGAAAACCGGCAUUUCAAAAUAUUCUUAUAAUAUAAGAUAUGAACGAAUCUAAAAAACAUAUAAGCAUAUAUCAGUAGAUCAACAGCACGCAAAUAGAAAAUCAAAACCAAAUAAAGUCUUUAAAACUUA